AUGGCAGACUCCUACCCUUAUAACAGUCAACUUGACGCCUUCGAGCUCUACCACCAAGUUCAGGAAGAAUCUCGAUCGUCUCGACCCUCUUUGCCGAAUGGCACACUCCUCGAAGCUCUGGGCCAUGCCAUCUCUGGCUCCGUCGGCUCCUCGAUAUCUAAUGCCGCGCUCUACCCAAUUGAUCUGAUCAUAACCCGCCUCCAAAUCCAGCGGAAGCUGCGUGGUGAUGACCAGUCCCAUCCCUCCGACACCGAAUACAAAUCCUUCAGCGAUGCAGUCCAGAAGAUCUACGCCAACGAAGGCGGGAUCGCCGGUCUAUUCACAGGCCUAGCACAAGACACCGCAAAGACUAUAGCCGACUCAUUCAUCUUCUUCCUGCUUUAUAGCUAUUUCCGCAAUCGGCGCCUGGCCGCCCACGCCAACGCACACUCCCUGCCUGCUCUUGAAGAGCUGUCUGUGGGCUUCGUAGCCGGCAGCUUGACCAAACUUGCGACCACACCCAUCGCCAAUGUCGUGACGCGAAAACAAGCCGCGGCUCUCUUGGCCGUGAAGGACCAGGACCAGAGCGAUGACAAAGGCCACUUCCAAGUCCCCGACACCCGCAAGAUCAUCCAAGACAUCCUGUCGGACAAGGGUAUCCAGGGCUUCUGGUCCGGCUACUCGGCCAGCCUUGUCCUCACGCUCAACCCCAGCAUAACCUUUUUCCUCUUCGAGAACCUCAAAAAGGUUGUUCUCCCUCGACACCGCCGCGCGAAUCCUCCGCCAUCUUUGACAUUUCUUCUCUCUGCUCUCAGCAAAGUCUGCGCCUCCAGCAUCACGUAUCCAUUCAGUCUCGCCAAGGCACGUCUCCAAGCAGGCGGCGUCGGUGCCAAAUCUCCGUCGUCGUCGUCGUCUUCUGCACCACCAUCCGAGGACCACCACUCGACCGAAGAGAAGGUCGUCGAGGAGGACGCCCCGACUCCAGCUCAAGGCCGAAAUGCCGCUCGGGCGACAAUCUUCUCCACCGUCCUCGCCAUCGCACAGACCGAGGGUGUCGCGUCUCUCUACGAAGGCCUGCAGCUCGAGAUCCUACGCGCCUUCUUCUCGCACGGCAUGACCAUGCUCGUCAAACAGUCGAUCCAGCGCCUUCUCGUGCGCGUUUACUACGUCAUGUCCAUCGUCGCGGGCCGAUACCAGCGCAAGGCCCACCGUGGCGCGAACCGCCUCUCGGCCAAAGCCAAGGAAGGCGUCGAGUAUUACAAUCUCGCCAUGGCCCGCGCGAGCCAGAAACUCGAAGAGACCAAAGCCGUGAUCCAGCAGCGUGCGAACGAGACGGCAGAGUUUGUGGCCGAAUACGUCGAGGAGGACGACGGCCAGUGGCGAGACUUGUACGGCACGGUCGGGUUGGCGAAAUGGUUGGACAAGGACAGGGGGUUAUGA
Molecule: messenger RNA, 1419 nt
Organism: Exophiala spinifera
Lineage: Eukaryota; Fungi; Ascomycota; Eurotiomycetes; Chaetothyriales; Herpotrichiellaceae
Exons: 2
Coding region: 1-1419 (472 amino acids)
Source: RefSeq, a predicted model, not a curated record